Messenger RNA from Trypanosoma rangeli, 2550 nucleotides. Its product is annotated as putative PIF1 helicase-like protein. Gene Ontology annotation, molecular function: DNA helicase activity. The coding region runs from base 1 to 2550 and encodes 849 amino acids. The transcript has a single exon. NCBI's taxonomy places the organism in Eukaryota, Euglenozoa, Kinetoplastea, Trypanosomatida, Trypanosomatidae. The record is from RefSeq and is a predicted model, not a curated record. Gene Ontology annotation, biological process: telomere maintenance; DNA repair.
AUGGUGUUUGCAGCCACAAGAGUGUUGUUGCGACGAAGCAUCGCUUCUUUGCCCGAAUUGCUGCAGAAGCGCAUCCGCAGUGAAGCUCACCAAGUGAUCAUCUCAGCUAACACGCAUGGGAGCCAAAGCGGUAUGGCACCGUGUGGAGGUGUCUUUGGUGUGAGGAGCCCGUCUUGCCUGAUGCACGAUAAAAAUCAAUCAUCACAACUACCGUAUGCGUCUCAGUUAUUUGGUAAAAUUCCGGAUUUUGGGAAAGACGAUGGAUCAAGGGAGGAUGGACAAAAGACUUGCGCAGAAGAAGGCAAAAAAACGGCGGAGAAGUGUCUUUCUGCAGAGCAGCGGGCCGUGCUUCAGCUUGCAUUGGAUGGAGCUCCUUUGUUUAUUGGUGGUGAUGCUGGUACAGGAAAGUCCUUUUUGCUGCGCUGCAUAGCAGAAGAACUUGAAGCAAAAGGUUUAAAUGUGGCCGUGACGGCAUCCACAGGUAUAGCUGCACUUGGAAUUAAUGGGAAUACCUUUCAUAGCACAUUUGGUGUUCCUGUCACCUCUGACGAUGAUAAGGAGACACCGGUGGCUGAGGCGGCAUCCCACAUUUGGUAUGAUCCCGAGUCAUUGGCGCUGCUGGAUGUUAUCAUCGUGGAUGAGGUGUCACUUUUGCAUGCUGGCCAUAUUGAAGCUUUGGACUUGGCGGCCCGCGCAGCUCCUGGGAGAUCCCAACAUCAACCAUUUGGUGGAAUCCAAGUUAUACUUUCCGGUGACUUCUUGCAACUCAUGCACGGUCGUCUGUGGUUAAGGGACAAGGGCGAUCGUAUCUUCUGCACAGGUGUGGAAAAAAAGGGUGCUGCACCCAUGGGGAUUUUGCAAGGGCCGGAGCAGCACACCCUUUUGGCAGAAGAGGCGUGUCCCCGUGAAGGUUCGUGGCACCAUAUUCAACGUGAAGAUGGUAUUUCCUCUGUGAAGAACCGCCGCCUGUUUUUGCAUCAGUAUUGUGAUUGUCCGGCUUACGAAAGCCCUGUUUUUCAGCACUGUUUGCUGCAUCUGCGGCUGCAGGAGCCCGUGCGUCAGAUGGAUGACCCGUCUUAUCUUGAGGACUUGAACAAGCUUCGUUUUGGGGUUCUGACGCACCGGUUGUCGCGCUCUGCUCUGCACAACCCCGAGGACCCUAACGCCAUCCGACUGUUUCCAGUGAAAAGGGCCGUGGCGGCGUUCAAUGCUUUAAAAAUGCUUGAGUUAAACGGUGAGGAACGCUACUUUAAGAGUGAGCUGCAGGUGACGACUUGCAGUGGGUCGGCGACACCCACGAGGGGGUGCAGGACGGGCGGUGGAAGGGCCUACCCUGACUUGCUCGUGAUUCACUUCCGCAACAAACCGAUGAGCUCUGCGAAGUGGCGGCGCCAGGCGGAGGAAUUGUUACGCCAGUUAUGCUCGAAGUGCAAACAAUGCGGUGAUGUACGGAUUAUGAUACCUCCCGCCCCUGCACGUUACUCGCCUCACUUAUCCGUGUAUGUUUGCUUCGUUGGAUCUAAGAAGCGGGUGGCAAUGGCUUCAAUGGAUGCGCUGCGAUCUGUGAUUGGCGAAAAAUUUCUCGCCAACUCAAAGGAUGCCGCGGCGGCCCGUAAACACUGGGGAACAAUUCUUUGGGAAACGCGAAAGAUCGACUUUCUGAAGCGUUUUCUUCGUUUCUCACUAGAGCGGCGAUAUGCCAAAGUUAUGCAACGCGAUCCCGUGUUGCAGCACAAGCGACUGAAGGUGGGAUGCCGCGUCAUGCUGCUGCGUAACCUCAACCAAAGUUAUGUGAACGGCUCACUUGGGACUGUUGUCAGCUUCCAGGAGCUGCGUCACGUUGAACACCUUCUUCCCAUGAAUCUCAAAGUGCUCUUGUCACCGAAGCAGUAUUCCUCAUUGAAGUCUUCGAAGCGACACCCGAACCGCAUACAUAUUCCGACGCGGGCGGUGCAGGGGACCGGCAGCAAUGACAAUGCAGGGACGAUUGUUCCCGUUGUGCGGAUGGACUUGGAUGGCAAGGAAGUGGCCAUCCCGUGGAUUUCCCUUCCGCUGCAAUCGGAACGGCGCGAGGGCAUCUGUGUGGUGCGCAUCACGGUCAUGCCUCUCACCCCGGCGUACGCCUACACAGUUCACAAGAUUCAGGGACUGACGUUUGACCACUCGGUUCUUUUUGACGGCAGCGGUUUUUUCCCCUGCGAUCACCUCAUAUACGUUGCUGCAAGCCGUGUGAAACGAUUUUCACAGUUUCGAAUGAUCAAUGUCUCGCCCCGCAUGGUCUCUGUUAACAGAGGUGCUCUGCGUUUUAUGUCCGGUAUUCCGCCUGUGGCCGAGGUGGCGGCGAAGUGGACUACGUGGAAGCGAACGCACAAAGUAAAGGAGCAGCGUCUAUUACCUGAGGGAGCUGCCAAGUUGUCUACGCCUUUGCCAUAUUUUUCGUUGUUCAGCGCAGAGUGGAGGCGUCGUUGUUCUGGGCGCAUGAAACAGAAAUGGCGUUCAUUAAUCAAAGAUGUCCAAACACCACGCAGAAUGUUUGGUGGUGAAUGCUGA